Messenger RNA from Stegastes partitus (bicolor damselfish), 2551 nucleotides. RefSeq names its product diacylglycerol O-acyltransferase 2 (gene dgat2). NCBI's taxonomy places the organism in Eukaryota, Metazoa, Chordata, Actinopteri, Pomacentridae. Gene Ontology annotation, cellular component: endoplasmic reticulum membrane. The coding region runs from base 143 to 1228 and encodes 361 amino acids. The transcript is spliced from 8 exons. Gene Ontology annotation, biological process: triglyceride biosynthetic process. Gene Ontology annotation, molecular function: diacylglycerol O-acyltransferase activity. The record is from RefSeq and is a predicted model, not a curated record.
GACGGCAGUCAUGACAGAGGAGCUGUAGGCUCGGAUCUCCUCACACCGACACAACAUCUCAGGUCCCCCUCUUUUUUUUUUUCUUUUUUUUUUCCUUCUGGGAUCCUUCUCCGGGUGUCUCACCAUCCAGCCAGCCUCAGCUAUGAAGACCAUCCUCGCUGCAUACUCCGGCGUCCUCAAAGGCACCGGCUCCAGCAUCCUCUCCGCCCUGCAGGACCUGCCCUCUGCCAUCUGGCCCUGCCAAUCCAAGAUGGAGAAACAUCUGCAGGUCAUCUCUGUGCUGCAGUGGGUCGUCUCCUUCUUGGCCCUGGGUGCCGCCUGCACUGUGCUGUUAGUCUACAUGUUCUGCACCGACUGCUGGCUCAUCGCUGCCAUUUACACCGCCUGGCUCAUCGUUGACUGGAACACACCGAAACAAGGCGGCAGAAGGUCCUCGUGGGUGAGAAACUGGACAGUGUGGACGUAUUUCCGAGACUACUUCCCAGUCAGGCUAAUUAAAACCCACGACCUGCUGCCCAGCCGGAACUACAUAUUUGGCUACCACCCCCACGGCAUCUUCUGUUUUGGGGCUUUCUGCAACUUCGGGACGGAGGCCACGGGCUUCUCCAAGAAGUUCCCCGGCAUCAAGCCCUCCCUGGCCACCCUGGCGGGAAACUUCCGCCUGCCCGUCCUUCGAGACUACCUGAUGUCUGGAGGCAUCUGUCCAGUGAACAAAAACUCCAUCGACUACCUGCUGUCGCGUAACGGAACAGGGAACGCCGUGGUCAUCGUCGUGGGAGGAGCGGCAGAGUCUCUGCACUGCGCGCCCGGCAUGAAUUCUGUCACCCUGAAGAACCGCAAAGGCUUCGUGAGGCUGGCCCUGCAGAAAGGCUCUGACCUGGUUCCGGUCUACUCCUUCGGGGAGAACGACGCCUACAAGCAGGUGAUCUUCGAGGAGGGAACCUACUGGAGAUCUGUGCAAAAGAAGCUACAGAAGAUCUUAGGUUUCGCCCCGUGCCUUUUCCAUGGAUGUGGCCUCUUCUUUGGCAACUCCUGGGGCAUCGUGCCUUAUGGGAAACCUAUCACCACCAUAGUUGGGGAGCCAAUCACAGUGCCAAAAAUCGAGGAUCCAACUGACGAGACGGUGGAUCUUUACCAUUCAAUGUACGUCAAGUCCCUCCAGUGCCUUUUCGACAAGUUCAAGACCCGCUUCGGCCUGAAAGAGAGCGACGUCCUGUACAUCCAGUGAGAGGACGAGGCCUCCUCUCGGUUUCCCUCCCAUUCCUCGUCCAACCUCGGUGCACCGUUUAUCUCUGAGCUGCAAACUCUACGUACGUUUGCUAAAGAAACCUUUGCUCACCGUGUCGUCUCUCACACAAACACACAAACACACACUUUUCAGUGGACGGCAGGUUUGAAGAACAGUGGCCUCUCCCUGCUGCUCCCGUCCGGACAGAGUUACGCCAAACCCCACGUCAAAAAGUGUGCCUUUUUCUCGUUUCAUUUUCUAUUUUGUCAAUGAAAGCAUCGAGUUUGGACGUGGUCGCCGGUGCAGAGGGGAGGUGAACUCCACUAGAUGGAGCUGAAAGGCAACACGCAGGACUUCAAAGACGUGCCAAUGUUUUCUUUCACCCACGCAUUCACACACUUCUCCAUAAGCUCUAUUACAUGCAAAACGCACAAACAAUGCAAAUGGAAGGUACCGCUUUGUUAUCGGGGCCAUAAACCCAAAGGUUAAUUGAGCCAAAGACGUAUGUUGUCCCCCACACAUGCAUUGAUUUCUACUGUAUGAAUAGUGAACGUGGAGGAAUUCUGCAGGGUGAAUGCACAACACGCGUGUGCCUGUGAUUGUAUGAAGCCAUAAAGUAUUAAUUCUAUUCCGUAGAGAGGAAAAGGCCUAUUUCAGCGCUUGUCCCUCGACGAAUAUGCACUUUUUGUAUUGCCGAUUACCCUCUGAGGUAUCAAGAAAACUGCCUUUGAUAAGAGAUUUUCUUUUCCGUCCCAAGACAGUCAUGCUUGGCUUGGCCUGGCUUGGCUUGGCUUGGUUUCCCUCCUACUUGGUGUCCAGGUCUCGAUCCGAGCGGACGCGUCUCAUCUAUGCAGUGAAAGCUACGAGGAUAUUUUUUUUUGUAUCUCUAAAGCCUUUUGAAAAGUUUCGAGCUGCAGUAAAAGAAGAUAAUAGUUCUGCAGGUGAUGUUUGAUGAUUCCAGUGUUCAGGCUGAUUAUACCAGGGGUGAUAAUUGGAAAAGAAGAAGAAGAAAGGGUUACGGCUGAUAAUUCCUCUAGAAGUGAUAAGUUAUAUUUAAGGAUGUCACCGGUACUUUUUGUAAGAGUAUGUGUAUAGAAUCUAUCCUGGGAAUCAUCAGAAUAGGAAGGCUUGGGUCAUGUUGAUGGGCGUGAAGAUGGGCAGUAAUGAGGUUGUUCUGGUUUCACCGUCGUGACUUCUGAAGAGCAGUGUAAUCCCUGUGCAAUAAAUGUGGUAGCAAUGAACAGCGAGACUCGUCUGUAAGAUGAAUGACGUCAUUUGUCUGCCGAUAUUUAAAUUAAACUUUUGUAUAUUUUCAGAAGGAGA